This is a messenger RNA of Vespula vulgaris, 2500 nucleotides long. RefSeq names its product monocarboxylate transporter 5-like. The record is from RefSeq and is a predicted model, not a curated record. Gene Ontology annotation, molecular function: transmembrane transporter activity. The transcript is spliced from 5 exons. Gene Ontology annotation, biological process: transmembrane transport. Bases 432 to 1814 code for a protein of 460 amino acids. Lineage: Eukaryota; Metazoa; Arthropoda; Insecta; Hymenoptera; Vespidae.
AAUAUUCAAAAUAAACAUGGUACUCGCUUUGAUAAGCACGAUCCUGGAUAUCACGCGGGAAAUAUAAAUCGUAAGAAUAUUUGAUAAUAUAAAUGUUCGACGAAUACAGAUUCUGUUUUAUUUUUCAAUUAAUAUAAUCUUUUCGAUAGUAUGAAAUAUUCAUAAAAUAUUAGAAACAAUUAACGACUUUUUAAAAGUAAAGUUUGAUUGCAUUAUCUAUAUAAAUUACUUGUUAAGACUUCUACUGUUUCCUUUUAUUUCUUAUCUUUAGUUAUCAGACCAUUGACGCCUUGGUAGAGAUUAGAUAUGAUAUACUUUGAAUAGUUAUGCAUUACUUACCUACAGAAAUACAAUUAUUUUUUUUAUAUAAUUUAUUGAACUGUUGAUACAGUAUCUAUACAAUACCUAAAUUGAAAAAGAAAUAUUCAACGAUGUCUGUUCUUAAACAUCUUUAUCUCGAUGAUAUUAUCACAUCUUUUCCAGAACUUGGACCAACUGUACAAGAUGGGGGUUAUUCAUGGAUUAUUUUAAUUGGUGUAUUUUUAAUUCAGAUGACCAUACCAAGUAUACUAUCAGUAUACGGUAUUGUACUUGGAUAUUUGACCGAAAAUAAGACAGGCGAAUUUGACUUGUGGGACCAAAAGAUUAUUUUGACACCCAUGCUCUUUAUAGCGUUUUGGAGUUUAGCAGAUCCAUGGUCUAAAAUGAUUGUGGAUUUGUCCUCUGUUCCACGUAUAAUUGGAUUGAUAGGAAUAGCUCUUAUAUCUAUUGGUGUCUUAGCAUCUGGAUAUCUUGCCACUGGUGGAGUUGGAGCAUAUUUAGCUAGUUUAAGUGCUGGUGCAGUUAUGGGUAUAGGGGCAAGUUUUGUACUGAUUCAAAGCCAAGAGUGUUUGCAGAAGUAUUUCCGGAUAAAAUUAUCAGUAGCUUUUACUAUAAGAAAUAUCGCAUUGUCGUUGGGCUAUAUUAUUGUUCCAAGUCUCACUCAUUUUUUACUUAUGCAAGUCCAUUUGAAAAUUGCUUUGUUGCUUAUAACAAUUAUUUUCAUACCAACUAUUUUGGGUGUUGCUCUGUUACGGCAGCCAAUGUCUCCAAAACCUUCACGUUACAAUUUACUCUUAACAACUGAGGACGACAGUGAAGUCUCCGCAAAAUAUCUGUCCAAUGUUAAUAUGGGAGUAGAAUCUACAGAAAACAAUAACUUGGAAAAUUCCUCUUGCGAAAGAACAGAACAAAUAGAAGAUACCAACUCUUCAUUUGCUGGAAAUAACGAGAUUUAUACUUACGAAGAUAGCGAAGAAGAUAUCUUUGUUAAUUCGACUAUAAAAUCAAAUAAUAAAUGGAAAAAUCAAAUUCAAAUUUUUUUGUAUUUUCGAUUUUGGACGAUUAUACUUACAUGGGUCGGAAUAAAAUCUUUUACCUUAUUCUUUUGGAUAUUGUUACCUUAUAUGUUCAUCACAAAAAUAUCUUCUUCGCAAGAUUAUGUUACAAUAUCAAUUAUCGCAGGUUUUGGUACUCUUUUACCAAAUUCGAUUACUUUCUUGAUUUUGCAAGCUGCACCGCAAAAUAGAAGAUUACUUUUUGGUAUAGCAUGUUGGCUUGGGUGCUCUAUUUUAGUAGUAUUAACAUAUACCACAGAAUAUUAUGUAUUCAUGGCUUGUGCAUUGCUAGGAGGGAUAUGUAUCGGUGGACUAUCAGUUUGUCAAGACUCAAUACUUUGUGAUAUCUUUGGACCUCGUUUUAUACAUCAAUUUCAUAAAGUAUUUUCAACAGUAGUGGGGAUCAGUUUAUUAUCCCUUUGUUUCGUACGCAAUUAAUCAAAUAAAUAUAAGUAACACAACUGUCUACUAAAAGCAAAGUAUUUAACUUGUGUUAUUCUAUAGUUCUAAAGUAUCAAUGUCAUAGGCUGUACACAAGGCAUUGAUCUCUGUCUUUUUUGGCAUACUAUCCUACAAAAACUCCAGUUAUGUUUGACUCUUUACCAUCUAUUUUGAGACUGUUUCCAUGGGUCAGCGAGAUCUACUUAUAUCUUUCAACUCAUAUUUGUGCUUUAACUUUGGUAAGACUCAGAUUGAACAAAUAUGAGAUAUAUCUAUACAUAUAAGAAUUCUUAUAUGUUAUUGCAUAAAAUUUAUAUAAUAAUUAUGUUGAGACAUUUUUUAUUAGACAUAUGUAUUAUGGCUGAAAAUUGCAUGACUGGUUCAUAUUUUUUAUGUCUUUAUUAAUUAUUCAUAGAAAUAAUAAUUUUUUUUUUUUUUACAUCACAAAUAAUUAUAUAAUUUUUACAUAAAGACAAUAAUGAAUAAUUUACUGGCAAGUCGAUAAUAAUUUAACACGACUGUAAUGAUCUCAUACAUUAAAAUUAUAUUCUAUGUAAUAAUCACAACGAUCCAAGUAAUGAAAAUAAUAAUAAUUAUUAUUAAUCAUUUGCAGAAUCUCUUGUAAAUUUACGAGAAAAAUUUAAACAAGAAUUAAAUAUUUUCAUUUCUAAUUACGAGACUAA